AUGGAGACUGCGAUAUGUGGGAGACUACCUCUCUCCUCCAACCACGUCUUCAAUCCUAAACCAGCAGGAGACAGACACCCUCUUUGUAAAGGACCAUGCACCAAUCUUGGCAUUCCUAUGGCUGUGUCAGCAACAGGACCUGGUAAAGGAGGAGGGUUGUUGGAAAGGCCAGUUAUAGAAAAAACAACUCCUGCGCGUGAUUCUGAGUUUGAUUUGAGGAAAUCAAGGAAAACGGCUCCUCCAUACCGCGUAAUUUUGCACAAUGACAACUACAACAAACGGGAAUAUGUUGUGCAAGUACUGAUGAAGGUUAUCCCAGGGAUGUCCCUUGAUAAUGCUGUUAAUAUUAUGCAAGAAGCACACCAUAAUGGCUUGUCAAUAGUGAUCAUAUGCGCUCAGGCUGAUGCUGAAGAACACUGCAUGCAACUGAGGCACAAUGGGCUUCUGAGUUCAAUCGAACCUGCAAGUGGCGGCGGAUGUUAA
Messenger RNA from Prunus armeniaca (apricot), 483 nucleotides. NCBI's taxonomy places the organism in Eukaryota, Viridiplantae, Streptophyta, Magnoliopsida, Rosales, Rosaceae. The record is from the annotation of a GenBank genome assembly.